Messenger RNA from Parathielavia appendiculata, 2075 nucleotides. RefSeq names its product phosphoprotein phosphatase PPZ. The record is from RefSeq and is a predicted model, not a curated record. Gene Ontology annotation, molecular function: protein serine/threonine phosphatase activity. Gene Ontology annotation, cellular component: nucleus; cytoplasm. Lineage: Eukaryota; Fungi; Ascomycota; Sordariomycetes; Sordariales; Chaetomiaceae. Bases 236 to 1825 code for a protein of 529 amino acids. The transcript has 3 exons.
GUGCCGUUGGUCCUCCGCCUCCAUCAGCCUGCUCUUCCACCUUGAGCGCUUCUACCACCCUCCCUAGCACCUUUGGGACACGCCAGAUAGACAAUCGCUUCUAGACGGGUGCAGCGGUAGGCUGUGUGGGUAUUCAAAGGCAACCCUGCCGGUACCACAACCUGACACGCGCACGCCGUCCAGCCCCUUGGACUUCUCCGUACCAGAGUUCCACUCUCUCUGACAUCGAGAAACCAUGGGCAACCAAAGCUCCAAAGAUGCCGGCGCGGCGUCUUCCAAGCCUGCAGGCAGCCAUGACGAUGUCCUGCAGUCAUACCCCUCCUUCAGCAGGUCCGACACGAGGGACUCGUCCCGCUCCUUCCGCUCGCUCCGCUCCAAGAUACCUGGCUCGGGCAAGACGGACAGCCCCCGGAGCUCGGCCAUGCUGUCCAACGGCGAUGCGCCUGAGAGAUCGGAUGCCGCUUCGGUCAAAUCUGGGAGGAGCGGGAAGCAGCCCCAAAGCCGGGUCAAUCGUUCCGACUCGCUCCCGUCGCCAAGUUCCCCUUCGUCGGCCGAAAUAGGUUCUCCGCUUGCCGACCCUCCGCCGUCACCCAUUCAGUCAGUGUCUAUGAGGGCGGGGAUUCAUGACGUUUCGGCCGCCCAAGCAAGUGGCGAAGUAGACCACGUCUCAGACCAGCCUCCCUCCGGCGCCGCCAAUGCCAGCACUAUCGCCCAGCAGCCAGGUCAGAGCAUCCUUGUCAAGCGUGAAGAUACGCCGAUUCCUGUCUACGGCACAGGCACUCUUAUGCAGGAACCCGUCAAAGAAGAGUCCCCCUCGGGCAUUGCAAUGAGCGACAUCAAGGACAUUGACCUCGAUGACUUCAUCAAGCGCCUGCUGGAUGCCGCCUAUGCCGGCAAAGUCACCAAGAGCGUCUGCCUCAAGAACGCAGAAAUCGCGGCGAUUUGCCACCGUGCCCGAGAAGUCUUCCUCUCCCAGCCAGCUCUCCUCGAAUUGGAUGCUCCCGUCAAGAUCGUCGGCGAUGUCCACGGCCAGUACACGGACCUCAUCCGCAUGUUUGAGAUGUGCGGCUUCCCGCCCAAGUCAAACUACCUAUUCCUCGGUGACUACGUAGACCGCGGAAAGCAGUCUCUCGAGACUAUCCUCCUGCUGCUGUGCUACAAGCUCAAAUAUCCCGAGAACUUUUUCCUGCUGCGUGGCAACCACGAGUGCGCCAACGUCACGCGUGUCUAUGGUUUUUACGACGAAUGCAAGCGGAGGUGCAAUGUGAAGAUCUGGAAGACCUUCAUUGACACGUUCAACACGCUCCCCAUAGCUGCCAUCGUGGCUGCCAAGAUAUUCUGCGUCCACGGGGGCUUAUCGCCGGCUCUCAGCCAUAUGGACGACAUUCGGAACAUUGCCCGCCCGACAGACGUCCCUGACUACGGCCUCCUGAACGACCUUCUGUGGUCCGAUCCCGCUGACAUGGAACAGGACUGGGAGGCCAAUGAACGGGGAGUUAGUUACUGCUUUGGAAAGAAAGUCAUUACCGACUUCCUCGCAUCCAAUGACUUUGACCUGGUCUGCCGAGCCCACAUGGUGGUCGAGGAUGGUUACGAGUUCUUCACUGACCGAGUUCUGGUCACGGUUUUCAGUGCGCCCAACUACUGCGGGGAGUUUGACAACUGGGGUGCUGUCAUGUCAGUUUCGACCGAGCUCCUAUGCAGCUUUGAGCUGCUCAAGCCUCUGGACUCGAAUGCGCUCAAGAACCACAUCAAGAAAGGCAGGAACAAGCGGAACCAGAUGCUCAACAGCCCGCCCGCGGGCCUGUAUCCUCAGAGCGUUUGAUCGCGUGCAACGCAACGGAGCAGCAGGCGCUACGGUACCUAGCAUCGAUGCCGGGUCACGGGUCACGGCGUACCUAUUACACCAAACGAAACUUACCCGGCCGAGUCGCGAGCUUCGCCUGGGGAGGAACAGUGCUACAUGAUAGCAGACGGGCGGAUGAACGGGUCAGAGACAAGAGAAUACCCACGGACCAUACAGGGUUUCUUCGGACGCCGGGAAGUGAGUACUUCAUACAAUCAUGGCCAGAACU